AAAAGAAGAGCAUAUUUGGAUUAAAAAAUAGAAGAAUAUUUUUAUAUUACAGAAUAUUUAAAUAACUCUCCCCUAGAAAUCCCUAUGAGGAGACCAUUGGCGAGUUGUUGGAUUCCCUCGAUCCCCUAGAACUGCAGUUUGCCUGAAUAGUCGUCGAAAGCAGCACAAUAGCCAUUCAACUUUACUCCGUAUUUUUCCUCCCGUUGUGAAAUGUUACCUCUGUGAUCGUUGAGUGCAAUUGUACUUGCCCGCUCCUCUCCACCCUCGUCACUCAUUACUCUCACUAACACGUACACCUUUCGCUAUCCGUAAACAAUAUGGCUGAAAGAUUUUUGUUCGCGGGUUAUGUCGCCUCACGCGACUCAUCAAAAUCACUCGAUUUUUCAUAGCAGAAUCACUUGACGAAUCGAUCUGGCCACACGAAUGCUCCAUCACUGCUGUCACCAUCAGAAAAUCAGCAGAAAAAAUUAUACUCGGAGUAUGGUGAGAAUAAUGGUCCGUGACAUGAGAAAUGCCAGUUGACCAUUGAAAAAUUCAUCAAUACGAUAAAUUGCCAUGGAUAAAUUGCCUGACCCAAUGGAUUAGACCAUAUCACAACCACUCAAUGGAUUGAACCAAGCCGGAGGGGCCGUGCAAGUUCUCCAUUGAAUGAAAUUACGAAAAUACGAAUUACAAAUAGUGAUAAAAAAGCGUGGAUUGGACUUGGAUAACGGCCGUGGCGUCGUGCAUGAGUGAUAAACGGGCGCCGGUGACCAGUGACCCCACAUGGACGCCGAGCCCAGAGCACCCGUACCACCAACCACCAAACCUGACCUUAUCCCCUUUGAUACCCUAUUAUUUCACAACCGACUCACCAACCUGACCAGUCCACCCCUCACUCGUCUAUUAUCCCACCUGUUAUUUAUUAUUUCAUCAAUUCUACCAUCGAUAAAUCGUCGCCAUCCAACGGCAUCACCAACGUGCCUCAAUCCCCUUUUCUACCUACUCCCACUCUACCCAUUACAAUCCCAAAAUCACCUGCUGAGCAAUCCCCAACCCGACGAUACUGCUCGCGGUGGUACAUUCGGCUCCUCCAGACGAAAAUUCUCCGAUGAAAAUUAUCAAUCGACUCCCGAUGAUCUGAGACAAUCACUCGAUACGAGUCUAUCGCAGCAGGACUUGUCCGUUGCCAUUAUCCGUCCAAUUAGCACCAACAGAGAGUCUCCUCCAGGAGUUGACAAAAUAAAAUGUCACGAAGCGCUGCAACAAGUCCCGUCAACGCUGUUGCAAGCUUGAUUUUUAAACAAUUCCCGGGUAUUUUUUCCUGGCGCCACCUGUCAACCCGGUGAAAGCUCUCCGGCGGCUAAUGCGCUCAGUGUGUGCAGAGGGAAGUACUCACCACCCACAAAAUAUCUCCAGUGAUAAGUGCAGCAUUCGAUCGGCCAUUCAAGAGGAAAAGAGACUGUCCCGUUGGGGUGCUAAGGGGUGCAGUUCAUCUCUCAGUCUUAUCCACCAGUGGUGCAAGUGGUGGACUCAUAUUUUUCACAUCCCCAUUAUCAUCAAGAUACAAGAACACUGUUAUCGCUGACGGCUCGAGCUAUUCUCAACGUCGAGUUCGUUAAUAAUCAACUCGCUAAAGCCAAUAAACAAAGUGAAUAAUCCAAUCUCCUCGAGGACAUCAAAUACCGAUAGGUUCUGGCGGAUUGCGAAAUAACAUGAAGAAACAUCAGUACACCUAUCGAAUAAAUUCGAUUUGAUGUUAGUGAGGAAGGAAAAAUGUCUCGACAGGGCAAUCAGUACACCGUAAACACACCUGACAGCCAAAUGAAGAAUAAUAAAUGGUUUAAUAUCGGCGAACAAUCGAUCAACAGCAAAAUAAAGUGGUGAUAUGCUGUUAUUUGAACGAUAUGUCAUGUGACACAGGACAUGGUGAUAAAUAUGUAAUGAGAGGGAAAGAGAAAAACCGUCUCGUUGGUUACGGGAAUGGUGUCAUCAAGGUCGUGGUGUUGGCACUAGUCACAGUAAGAUCGUCUACGAGAGAUGAGCGUUGAAACGGACACAUUGGAACUCGAGGUCUUCGAGGUGCAAGACGGAGAUGACGAUAUAAAUGAGGCUAAAUCAUCCAGAAGUAUUGAUAAAAAGCAUUCAUCAAAAUUGGCUAAGAAGUUGGAGAUUAAAUUGUCAAGUGACAAAGGAAAAAAACGUAAACGCCGUAAAAAACGUAGUAGAGAUGAGCGUUCACCUUCUAGUCACGUUGUGGUUAAUUUUCCAUCAUCAUCGAGUGCCGUUGAACACACUGGUGAAUGCUCAAAGAGAGAUUCAUCUAGUAGCCUAGGUGGACCUAGCAAUCGUCAUACUACAUUACGACAGUCUCUAUUAACUGUACUUGGUAAAUUGGUUGUUUGGAAAGGUGCUAGAUAUCGUCCCACACCAACGACAUCAACAAUACCCCCAAAUUCUCCUCUUGCCACUGAGUGCAUUGGUCGCAGUACAGUUUUUUUUUCCAGCGAAACGGAAAGGCGAAUUCGUGCUAAUAACCGCGAGUACAAUUCACAGUUUAAAUAUGCAAACAAUUACAUCAAAACGUCCAAGUACACGGUUUUGACGUUCCUGCCUCUGAAUUUGUUUGAACAAUUUCAACGUCUAGCUAAUUUCUACUUCCUAUGUCUGCUGGUGCUUCAAAUGAUACCCGCCAUAUCUUCGCUUACCCCAAUCACAACAGCCAUACCAUUAAUUGGGGUCCUCACACUCACUGCCGUCAAAGAUGCCUAUGAUGAUUUUCAACGACACAGCAGCGAUUCCCAAGUGAACAACAGAAAGUCCCAGACACUGCGUGGAAAAAAUUUAAAAGUGGAAAAAUGGUCGCAGGUACAAGUUGGCGAUGUAAUUAGAAUGGAGAAUGAUCAAUUUGUUGCUGCCGAUGUUCUUCUACUCUCCACAAGUGAACCCAAUGGCCUUUGUUACAUCGAGACUGCAGAGUUGGAUGGAGAAACGAAUUUGAAGUGUCGUCAAUGUCUAGCUGAGACAGCUGAAAUGAUGGAUAACAACGAACUUAUAGGGGAAUUUGACGGUGAAAUAGUCUGUGAAACUCCAAAUAAUCUGUUGAAUAAAUUCGAUGGUAUAUUAAUGUGGAAGGGAAAUAGGUAUGCAUUAGACAACGAUAAAAUAAUACUGAGGGGAUGUGUAUUGAGAAAUACACAAUGGUGCUACGGUGUAGUGAUCUUUGCUGGCAAAGAUACAAAACUGAUGCAAAACUCAGGGAAGACAAAAUUCAAGAGGACGUGUAUAGAUAGACUAUUGAAUCUUCUCAUUAUUGGAAUUGUAUUCUUUCUACUCUCGCUGUGCUUAUUCUGCAUGAUUGGCUGUGGAAUUUGGGAGAGUCUCGUUGGACGUUAUUUUCAAGUUUAUUUACCAUGGGACUCGCUAGUGCCAACUGAUCCACUUGGUGGUGCAACUGUUACAGCUCUACUUGUUUUUUUUUCAUAUUCAAUUGUAUUAAAUACAGUUGUGCCAAUAAGUUUGUACGUCAGUGUCGAGGUCAUAAGAUUUGUACAAUCAUUUCUUAUUAAUUGGGACGAAGAGAUGUAUCAUGCACCAACAAAUACACACGCCAGGGCGAGGACAACGACACUUAAUGAAGAGUUAGGACAGAUUGAAUACAUAUUCUCCGACAAAACUGGCACUCUCACCCAGAACAUUAUGACCUUCAAUAAGUGCUCUGUGGCAGGGAGAAGUUAUGGCGAUUUGGUCGAUGAUGUCACUGGUGAAAUCAUUGACUUGAGUGAGACGGAUAAAAUGAACAAAUCGUCGGCAACGGUGAAAUGGAAAAAUGGCCAGGAGUUUGUUCGGAACGUGCACCCACCAAUUAGCAGUGCAAAUGCUCGACUACUGGAGCAGGCAGAUCGCAUGGGAAAUUCGACACCCGAGCCCGAUAUCAACGGCAGAGCAAAAAUUACACAAACACCCUCAACUGUUCCACCCCUGGAUUUUUCUUUCAACAAGGAUUACGAGCCGGAGUUCAAGUUCUACGAUCCAGGUCUGCUGGAGGCUGUGAAGAAGGAAGACCCUGAGGUGCACAUGUUCUUUCGGCUGCUGGCACUCUGUCACACGGUAAUGUCCGACGAGAAGAACGGUAGACUCGAGUACCAGGCGCAAUCCCCCGACGAAGCUGCACUCGUUUCAGCAGCUAGAAACUUUGGUUUCAUCUUCAGAGAAAGAUCUCCAAACAGUAUAACAAUUGAAGUAAUGGGAAAACGAGAGGUAUACGAGGUCCUCUGCAUUCUCGAUUUCAAUAACGUCCGAAAACGCAUGUCUGUGAUCUUGAGGAGAAAUGGCCAUCUUCGGUUGUACUGCAAGGGUGCAGACAACGUUAUAUACGAGAGGCUCAAGGAGGGCAGUGAGGAUAUAAUGCAGAAGACCCAGGAGCAUCUCAACAAAUUUGCUGGUGAGGGGUUGAGAACGCUGUGUCUCUCUGUCAAAGAUCUUGAGGAAAGUUUCUUCAAUGACUGGAAGCAGAGGCACAUGGACGCUGUUCUAAGUGGUGAAGACAAGGACGAUAGGCUCGAUGCUAUUUACGAGGAGAUUGAGAAGGAUAUGACGUUACUUGGGGCCACUGCCAUUGAGGAUAAACUUCAGGACGGAGUACCACAGACUAUUGCUAAUUUGAGCCUAGCUGGCAUUAAAUUAUGGGUACUCACCGGUGACAAACAAGAAACGGCUAUAAAUAUUGGCUACUCGUGUCAAUUGCUGACUGACGAGCUAACCGAUGUAUUCAUCGUCGAUGCAACUACAUACGAUAGUGUCGAGACUCAGCUGCAACGACAUCUAGAAACAAUAAAUACAGCAUCUAGUCAACAAAAUAGGCCCGCACUCUCCAUCGUCACAUUCAGGUGGGACAAAGAAAGUGAUACAGAAUAUAAUAGAGAAGACGUGGAGGAGCGUGAGCCUGAUUCUUCGUCAGGAUUUGCCAUUGUUAUUAAUGGUCAUUCACUGGUCCAUGCUCUUCAUCCACAGAUGGAGAAAUUAUUUCUUGAGGUUUCGAGUCGAUGUAAAUCAGUAAUAUGCUGUCGUGUAACACCCCUCCAAAAGGCCAUGGUAGUUGAAUUAAUAAAAAAAAAUAAAUCAGCUGUAACAUUGGCUAUUGGCGAUGGUGCUAAUGAUGUAUCAAUGAUAAAAACAGCACACAUUGGGGUUGGGAUAAGUGGUCAAGAGGGCCUACAAGCUGUAUUAGCAUCGGAUUACUCCAUUGGACAGUUUAGGUUUUUAGAGAGACUACUGUUUGUACAUGGAAGAUGGUCAUAUUAUAGAAUGUCCAAGUUUCUUAGAUACUUUUUUUACAAAAAUUUCGCCUUCACUCUCUGCCACAUAUGGUUCGCCUUCUUUUGUGGUUUCAGCGCACAGACAGUAUUUGAUCCAAUGUAUAUCUCAGUGUACAAUCUGUUUUACACGUCAUUGCCAGUAUUGGCUGUCGGUGUAUUUGAUCAGGAUGUUAAUGAUAAAAAUAGUAUACUCUAUCCAAAAUUGUACACACCUGGAUUGCAAAAUAUGUUGUUCAAUAAAAAAGAAUUUUGCUGGAGUGCAUUGCAUGGAUUUUGGGCGAGCUGCAUAUUAUUUUUAGUGCCCUAUGGAACUUACAAGGAUGGACUAUCGCCAAAGGGUUACGUACUUUCAGAUCACAUGUUGCUGGGCAGCGUUGUGGCCACAAUUCUAGUUAUAGUCGUUACCGUUCAAAUAGCCCUGGACACCUCCUACUGGACUAUUGUGAAUCACAUAAUGGUGUGGGGCUCUCUCAUCUGGUACUUCAUUCUCGAUUAUUUCUACAAUUUCAUCAUCGGCGGUAGCUACGUUGGCAGUCUUACGAUGGCAAUGUCAGAGGCAACAUUCUGGUUCACAACAGUUAUAUCGUGCAUUAUCCUGGUGAUACCAGUAUUAUCGUGGAGGUUCUUCUUCAUCGAUGUGAGGCCAACGCUGUCGGAUCGUGUGAGAUUGAAACAGAGGUUGGCGCAAAUGCGAUCACGACAGAGUCAGGAUAUACUUCGUACACCAUCAACUAGGCGUACACGAAGAUCUCUACGUUCUGGUUAUGCUUUCGCUCACCAGGAGGGCUUUGGAAGACUCAUAACAUCCGGUAAAAUAAUGAGAAAAUUGCCCAAUGGUGGAGAUUUCAAAUUUGCAAUGCCAUUUGCUAAUAAUGUUACGAAAUCAGUCAAUGUUGCAUCAACAUCCCCCAAUGAUGGUACUUCCAGAAAUUCACGUAAUUUGGAUACGAUCAAUUUGUAGAUGGAACAAUUGACAUUAUUUUUCGAUUAUUCCACAGUAGUUAUACGUUUAUUAUUAUCCAGAUAUAUGAUUUUAUCGGGUAGAGAUGAGUAACUGCAUAUGUACAGCACAAGUCCAGAUAGAUUUAACUAAUUGAGAUCGUGAAUCGAGGGGGUAUUGAUGAUUGAUGUGAUAUAGAGUUUCAUUGAAUUAUUUCCAUUAUUUGAGGCUGCGUGUUACAGCAAUUAUAGAGAGAUAUAUUGAAGGGUGACGAUGUCGACACGAUUGAUUAAUAUUCAAUUAAAAGAUGAAGAGAUAAAUUACAUUAAUAAUUGCCUUUAUACUACAUUUAUUACAUUAAAUCGGGGUCGAGGUGGAUAUGGAUAAAAUUAAUACAUAACAAAACAAAUAUUAUUGAUGUAAUAUAGUAUUGACUGUAAAUAUUUUAAAGAGAUAUAUAUAUUAUAUUAAAUGUUAAGUAUACAUUUUUUAAAGAAGAAAGUAAUAUAUAGAUAAAAACCAUUGAAGUGGGAAGAACAAAACAGCUCGAAAAUAUGGUGCGGUAAUAAGUUUAAAAAAAAAUUAAAAAAAAAUUAAACUAUGGAAAAUCAUAGGUAUAUUAUUAUUACUGCGAAUAAUGAUAACGUUUGCCUUGGACUGAUUACUAAAUAUCAUAUAUAUUAAAGUAUGAAAUAACGAAAAUUGAAGGGGGGGGGGGGGAGGGAGGGAAACAAAACAACCUGAACAGCAUAUAAAAAAAAAGUAGCUAACAAGAUUGAAAAAUGAAUACGUAUUUCUACUUUUUAAUAAUUGAAAAAAAAGGAAAAAAAAUAUGGGUAGAGGGGUGGUGGGUUCUGCGUUGAGAAUAUCUCACAAUCAAACAAUAGAAUUUCCGUAGCAAAUGUAUAAAUAAAAAAUCGGAUUCGUUCAUGAUUUCUCGAAUGUGCCUGAGAAGUUGGAGCUUUCGUUAAGUAGAAAAUGGAACAAAUUGAACGAUAUCAUUUCAUCGAUUAGAAUUUUUUUUUUUUUCAUUUUUUUUUUCUAUGAGGCGAUAAUUAACUCACUAUUAUUUCUUCGACAUUGAGAGCUGUUUGUCUUGAAAAUAUUAGAAAAUUUUCGUCCAGUAUUGUUAAUCACUUGUGCAAUCAUACAAUCUGAAAUACCGUAGGAUCUGGAGAGUCGAUGACAAUUGAUUUUACAAUUACACGAGACUGCAUUCUACGUUUAGAGCCAUCACAACACAAUCAUGAAUUUAUUUCUCCCUUAGUCCACGGCAAAAUCAAAUGUUGAGUACUUCUGACGCAUUACGAGAGCGAGAGCGAGUGUGUGUGUGCGUGUGAGUGUGUGUGUAUGUGUGUGUGUGUGAGAGAGAGAGAGAGAGAGAGAGAGAGAGAGAGAGAGAGCACAGUUCACCUUUAUUUUCCCUUGAAUGAAAAUUUUGAAUUUCAUGUGAAUAUUAUUUCAAUAUGUGAUUUAACAAAGUAUUUUUCCCGAUGCGCGAGCAUUAAAGUUAACCACAUCGUUGAUUUUUUGUUGAAUAUUGAAGGCUGCAGCAUAAUACAUGAUUUCUUACGAUCCACACAAACUUGGGAGCAAUUGUUUUACCCCAGAUAUAAUGUGGGAUAGUGGAAAAACAAUAUGUCGAUGUAAAAACCCAUGUUUUGAAUUUUAUUAUACAGAUGGUGGACGAUAACCAUUUAAAUGUAUAGCUUCACUGUAAGCAAAUAUUUGUAUUACUGUCUCCAUUUGUUAAUAUCAUUAUAUUGCUAGCAAUUUUUUUUUUUAUAAAAAAAAAAACCAACAAAUGUCACAAAAACUGCACAGUUUGUUAGUAUAAUAAAGAACAAGGUUAAUUACCAAUGUA
This is a messenger RNA of Fopius arisanus, 8101 nucleotides long. It is a transcript of the gene ATP8B, whose product is annotated as ATPase phospholipid transporting 8B. Lineage: Eukaryota; Metazoa; Arthropoda; Insecta; Hymenoptera; Braconidae. The coding region runs from base 2020 to 6258 and encodes 1412 amino acids. Gene Ontology annotation, biological process: phospholipid translocation; Golgi organization. Gene Ontology annotation, molecular function: ATPase-coupled intramembrane lipid carrier activity; ATP hydrolysis activity; magnesium ion binding. The transcript is spliced from 17 exons. Gene Ontology annotation, cellular component: trans-Golgi network; plasma membrane. The record is from RefSeq and is a predicted model, not a curated record.